This is a messenger RNA of Pyrgilauda ruficollis (rufous-necked snowfinch), 2850 nucleotides long. RefSeq names its product serine/arginine repetitive matrix protein 1-like. The record is from RefSeq and is a predicted model, not a curated record. Lineage: Eukaryota; Metazoa; Chordata; Aves; Passeriformes; Passeridae. The transcript is spliced from 2 exons. Bases 1854 to 2816 code for a protein of 320 amino acids.
UCAUUUUCUGGAAAACACAAGAAGUUUCACUUAGACUAAUAGAAGAUGGAACCUGGUGACAUAAUUAUCUGUUUCUAGAGUGUAUAUGGACAAAUUGUUUCAAGUCUUAUCAGUAGGUAAAAGUGUUUAUCCUCUAACUGAGUGCUGCAUAUUGCAUAAUCCAAAAGGAUUUGAUGACACUAAAUAUUUUAUUAAAAAGCAUUCUGUUAAGCUUAAUAUCUCAUAGGCCAAUCUCAUAAAACUACAAUAACUACAAAUUCAGUACUUCUAUUCAACCUAGUACACAAGACUUCUGAGAAGCCUUCCAGCAUUUUAUAGCAGUUUUUUCAGUGUUCAGCAAACAUUACUCUAUUUGCUAAACAAUAUCAGACUGCAAAAUUGCUCUUACUGUUGAUAGAUCAAUAAUGACACGGGAAAAGUCAUUACCUCCGUGGCAACAGAGUGGCAGCUGUGGGAGGAAUAUAGCGCGUGCCGCUGCUGCGCUCCGACAGCCAUGCCUCGGCUUCCUCACGUGCUGCUCUCUCUGCAAGCCUGGUAUGCCCAGGGUACCACCAACCAAGGGCACCUCUUAGACCACAGAGGAUUAAAUACAGCUCUGCUGACGUGAUUGCUGAAAGAAAAUAUGCUCACAAGGGUGUGUUACGCUUGAGUCUGAUGUCUUUAUGUUACUUACUUCUAAUGAACCGUCCGUUUGUAGGAAUAGCUAGGACAAAAUUCAGGAAGGCCAAUACACACUAUUCUGUUUGUAGCCCAAUAUUUUGUUGAAAGAAAUCACUUAGCAGUCUUUAACAAUAAAAAGAUAUCUUUCUUGUCAAUCAAUUUUUAUUUAAUUCCACUUUGACUCCCCAAGAUCUAGAAGUGGCAGGAGUCUUUAUACUUCAUUAAAAUGACAAAAGAGACCCUUUGAGAUAUUAAAUUUAAUACUUGUCAUGUCUUGGUAUAUUGAAACAGUCCAACAAAUAGGACAACAUACUUUUGCUCUGCAUAAGUUACCGCAGUUCCAUCUAGCACAAACGGAACAUUUUUUUUCAUACUUCACAACCUUCACCAUGUUAAUCACAACAUAUUAACCACAGAAAGCCAAAACUCCUCUGUGUCUUGAUCACCAUGGCUGAGCCUGGCUUGUGAUGUUUUGCUUUCAGCAACUCACCAAACUCACAAAAUACAUGGUGCUCAUCAGUAACACAAGAUGUGAACUUUGCCUCCAGAUGAAACAUGGAAAGUAUUUCCUCAUAAACACAUCUACUUUUACAUACUGCAGCAACACUGUAUUCAUAACCUAUUCACAUGGGAUGACAAAGGGCAAGUUUGCAACAAUUCCCUUUGGAAUCUGUUUUUAAUAAAUUUAAAUAAAAGGCAACAGAAGCGAUCCUGAGGGUGGCUUCAAAAAAAUCAAAACGAAGCUGUCACUCAAGCAUCAGCUGGAUUCCACAAAAAACAAGAAUUAGGCAAGCACUCUUCUGAAUGCUGAAAACAAGCUGGUCUGUAAAGCUCUCACAAGAACAGAACUGGAUGGUAAAAGUUCUUUUCCUUGCAAAUAUAAACAUGAGAAAUGGUCAUUAAUAUACCAAAGUCCAGAUGCUACAGCUGCAAUAUAAAUUAGCACUCAAAAUACACUGUGACUUGUUAUUUGUGAGAGACUGUAUUUUAGUACAGAGGAAAACUCAUCAACAUUUUGUUCUACUUACAGGAUAGGCCCUGCUGCUUUAGGAGACCACCACGCUGUGCGCCAAGUUCUUGGAAAGCAUACGGCAUCUGCCCAGGAGAGCGAGCAAAGCUGGCUGCACGGGCAGCCAUCUGCAGGACACCUUCCGUUCCAAACCCAGCUCUUCUCUGGCUAACACUAGGCAGUGAUGCCCUUGCUGCAGCCCCGACUGAACCAUCCUUCUGCGCAGGCAGCCAGCCCAAUCUUGUUCCCAUUUUUCCAUCCCGCUGCCACCCCUGCCAGGUGCUCGGGAGAAAAGGCCAAGCUGUACAAAACUACUCGGGUCUCCACCAUCAGCACCAAGCCCGAAAAGCACCGCUACUUUCUCAGGGACAAACCGCCCGCUUUAUCCCAUCAAAAAUCAUCCAAACUCGGACAAAUGAACGCAGUCAAAUCGGUCCCCGGACACAGCCAAAGCCAGGAAGGAGACAGACGCAUGCAGCAGUUUGCCGGCUGCCCACAUCCAGCCUCCGCCGCCUACGAGGACAGAAGGUGCCGACUGAACGGCGCUGCUCGUCCGAGAGCGGCUUCCCCGCUCUCACUGGCGCACCUGGCCCGCUUUAGCCCCGCGGCUUCACCCCGCUCCGCACAGCCGGCGGCAUCCAGCGCAGCCCGGCUCCACCAGCCCCUUCUGCAGCGACCUGCCUUCACCCUCAGGCAGCCCCGGCCCGAGGGAGCCCCGCCACCGCCUGCACCACCCAAGGGCCGGCGGGGUAAAACCCAGACCCCGCCCGAGGGCCGGCGGCGCGGGCACGGCCCGGGGGUCUUCGAGGGCCCACAGGCCCGAAGGGGGAGGCUGAGCACAGCAGCGGCCGCCCAGCAACGCCUCCCUGCCGUGCUGCUUGGCGCUCCCUGCGGACCCGACGGGGGGUGCGGGAGGAGGAGCGCGGCCCGUCCACCCCGGGGAGAGGAAGCGCGGCCCGUCCAUCCCGGGCAUGGCGCAGGGCCCGGGCGCGCGGACCGGCAGCAUCCCUUGCGUGCGGCCGCUACCCGGAAACGGAAGAAGCCUCACGCCGAUCGCCCCCCGAGUAUCCCUAGCAAAGCCCCGCCCCGGGGCAGUCUGACCAAUCGCGUCCGGGGGGGCGGGAAUAAUCGAUCCACGUUGGAUUGACAGGUCUCUCUCCCAAUGCAGCCGCAGCCGCUCU